This is a messenger RNA of Plodia interpunctella (Indianmeal moth), 841 nucleotides long. RefSeq lists its product as uncharacterized. NCBI's taxonomy places the organism in Eukaryota, Metazoa, Arthropoda, Insecta, Lepidoptera, Pyralidae. The transcript has 2 exons. Bases 62 to 601 code for a protein of 179 amino acids. The record is from RefSeq and is a predicted model, not a curated record. Gene Ontology annotation, cellular component: extracellular matrix.
CGAUCAACGCUUUAUUCCGCGGACUAUUUACCGCGAACCCUAUUGUUGAACGCCGUGCAACAUGAUUGGGGUAAUUUUAUUGGUAUCCUCCAUACCCACAAUCCAAUGCAUCAUAGUUACAGACCCGCCGCCAACAGAAUUAGACUACAAAUACUCGUACAAUGUCGAGGACCCCUCAACAGGAGAUUCAAAGAGCCAGCACGAGGUCAGAUACGGUGACACAGUCACCAGCGCCUACUCUGUGCUCGACCCGGACGGCACCAAGCGAACUGUGCAGUAUUCAGCUGACUCCAAGCACGGCUUCAAGGCAGUCAUCAAACAAGAACCUAUAUAUAAUAUCCAAGCAAAACCACAGCAGUACAUGCCGAACGGAUACAUCAACUACAGAUACGAACCGGAAUUGGGACAGCAGCAGGAAUACACGAAUGGAAAACCAGUGAUUGAACUGUCUCAAAACGUUAUAGAUCAACUUGGAUACUACGCGAAGGCAGAAGGAUACGGUCAUCAAGAUGUACGAGUGUAUUUCACGCCAGAAAACGAAGUGCCUCCCCAGGAACAUACCAAUCGAGGACAGUAUUUCACUCCAGCGCAUAAUCGAUAAAAAGCAAUGCAAAUACUUUCUCCAGUGUUGUGAUAUUAUGUUAAGUUGCUGUUUAUUUAGGAAAUGCUGUGAAUUAUAAACUGAAUGUAAAUUUAUUUUGUGACUAUGCGGCGACGACGAGCCGGUCGUCAAACCACACUAUUUUUUUAAAUACAUAAAUGUUGUUUGUUGCUCUGUUUAUUGAUUCAAAUGGCAUAUAUUACACUCACAAAAAUAAUUUAUUAUACAUACCUAAAUCUG